Messenger RNA from Pelobates fuscus (common spadefoot toad), 1452 nucleotides. RefSeq names its product small nuclear ribonucleoprotein polypeptide C (gene SNRPC). Bases 89 to 568 code for a protein of 159 amino acids. Gene Ontology annotation, cellular component: nucleus; U1 snRNP. The transcript has 6 exons. The record is from RefSeq and is a predicted model, not a curated record. Gene Ontology annotation, biological process: mRNA 5'-splice site recognition; mRNA splicing, via spliceosome; spliceosomal snRNP assembly. Gene Ontology annotation, molecular function: zinc ion binding; pre-mRNA 5'-splice site binding. Lineage: Eukaryota; Metazoa; Chordata; Amphibia; Anura; Pelobatidae.
UAGAGAGCUAAAAUUAUACCUGCGGCGGUCUCUUAAAACAAACGUCACUUCCGGCUGCGACAAUAGAGAGGAGGCCGCCAUCGUAACCAUGCCUAAGUUUUAUUGUGACUACUGUGACACCUACCUCACUCAUGAUUCCCCUUCAGUUCGCAAGACUCACUGCAGUGGAAGGAAGCACAAGGAGAAUGUGAAAGAUUACUAUCAGAAAUGGAUGGAAGAGCAGGCACAAAGCCUGAUUGACAAAACCACGGCUGCAUUUCAACAAGGAAAGAUACCACCAACGCCUUUUGCUGCUCCACCAGCUGGAGGUACUAUGCUUCCGCCACCACCUAGUCUAGGUGGACCACCUCGUCCUGGAAUGAUGGCAGCUCCACCCAUGGCUGGCCCCCCUAUGAUGCCAAUGAUGGGGCCACCUCCUCCUGGAAUGAUGCCAGUCGGGCAUGGUCCUGGAAUGAGACCCCCAAUGGGAGCUCACAUGCCUAUGAUGCCUGGACCCCCUAUGAUGCGGCCUCCUUCUCGUCCCAUGAUGCUCCAGUCUAGGCCUGGCAUGGCACGUCCUGAUCGAUAGUUGGUUAUUCCCGGCAUUCAGUCUCAAAUGUCUCAUUUUUACUUGACCCUGAGGAGUUAAUGCACAUAAAAAUAUAAACCUUUUGAUUAGGAAUAAUUAAGCCGUUUCUGUGAAAUUGUUUAGUUAUCUUGCCAAAUAGGUUUCGUAUUUGCUUUUGCUCAACUUUUCACUGUUGAUUUGUUUGACUUCCUCAUACUCUUUCAGCCAUUUUUGUUAAUUUCGCUCAAGUUUAUUCACUAAAGUAUGAAUUGUUUGAAAUUCAAAGUGGCUAUUUUGGCAUAUUUCUCUAUGAAUGCCUCAUGAUACGCACUUUUGUGAAUAAACUUGUCCGUGUGGAAAUUUAGCCUUUGUGAUGUAUGGAACAUCAUGAGCAAUGCAGUCUCUCUAUUAUUUGUUGGGAAUUGGCAUCUUAAAUCCUGUGGGGGUUAUUCACUAAAAUGAGAAUUUAAAAUUUAAGGCCAAAGUAGCCAAAUUGAAAGAAUAGCUGACCAGUUUGGCUAUUUUUACCUUGACUUUGAAAUUGAGUUCUCCCUGCUUAGUAAAUAACCCUGCUAGACUUGACUCUGAAGCAUGGGUGAAACCGGAGCAUGUAAGAAAAAAUACCUUCAGAUCGAACCAUACAUAAAACAUGGCAAAAAUUAUUUUGGUUAACCUUAUGUCUUUUUAAAGUGCUCUGUUUUCCAGUCAUAUUUUUGAUUUGUGUUAAUCAACCUGUGAAAGGAUUUUUGUUUUUAUAUUAAAGCCUUUUGGUUUUUGUUACAAAGCAGAUCUGUAUUUUAGUGAUGUCACUGUUACUUGUCACAGUAUUCUUUGUUUUGAACAAUCUGCUUUUGUAGGCAUUUUUACAAAAAUCAGGGGUAAGUUAAUAAAUGGGUAAAAGCAAA